Vollenhovia emeryi is the source of this 12711-nucleotide messenger RNA. RefSeq names its product vacuolar protein sorting-associated protein 13B (gene Vps13B). Lineage: Eukaryota; Metazoa; Arthropoda; Insecta; Hymenoptera; Formicidae. The coding region runs from base 673 to 11961 and encodes 3762 amino acids. The record is from RefSeq and is a predicted model, not a curated record. The transcript has 39 exons.
CUGUGUGCCACUCCGUGCCACGUAUAUGCCGAUAUUUCCGCGACGACGCGCCGUCGCACCCGCGCCGUAAAGCGCGAUGCGAAUGGCCCGUCCGUCGGGGAGCCACGAAUAAAUCUGUUUUCUCUCCCAAGCCUCACGAUGAUUCUCCAUUCAACCCACUUCCCUCGCGCGUGAUUAUCGAUUAACGAGUAAACGAUUUUUUAAAAAUGCGAUUCCACGUCGAUUUACGUCACCACAUUUUUUUCGACGAGCUCGGUCGUGUCUCGCGUACGCUCGACGUGCCCUACGAGCUGAUCUGUCAUGUUGAGAGAUCGAGCCACUCUUUGGCGUGUCAUGUUAAAGCAUUAGGCUAUUGUUUGGCGUCAAACGUAGUCCUGAAAACGUCCGUUGUUUGUUAGAUACGUGGACUCGUCCGAGUGCAAAACUCCCUUCUGUUUUGCCGUUUCUAUUGCAUAACGACAGAUCUACAUGUUUAUAUCAGGAUAUACAAUAUUUAUUCCAAAUUGUUGGCCGCUGCUACGUUGAACAGAGAGAUGGCAUAGAUCGAUGGCGUGCAACAUGUCGUUAUUAUGAGAAAGCGGAGGAGGAGCUCUUGACAAGGCAAAUUGGUGGUGUGUCUGCGUUCGAGAGAACUUGUAAAAAUAUGCUAAACGUCCUGCUCUGCCAAGCACGAUGUUUAAGUUGGAAUCCUAUAUAACACCGGUGAUUCUCAGCUAUGUAGAGAAAUAUGUAAAAAAUUUCAAGCCGGAACAGUCGCAGGUAUCUUUGUGGGGCGGAGAUGCGUCGUUUCAGAAUCUGGAUCUACGAUUAGAGGUAUUGGAGGAGCAACUUAAUCUUCCAUUUGUCUUUGUUAGUGGCCAUAUACACGAAUUGUUGAUACACGUUCCUUGGGUAAAAAUUACAUCUGAGCCAAUAGUUGUUACCAUUAAUACCAUAGAGUGUAUCUUAAAAUUAAAAGAUGAGAAUACCACAGAAACCAAUACAACGACGUUACAAAAGAAGAAGGAGAUUGAGCAAGAGGAGGCUCCACCUGGAUAUAUUAAAAGUGUAGUUACAAAAGUUAUUAAUAAUAUUACCAUUCAUUGCAACAAUCUCAUCUUGAAAUACGUGGAGGAGGACAUUGUGCUUAGCAUAAAUGUCAGAUUUUUAAGUAUGCAAACUGUCGACAAUAAAUGGGAGCCAGCGUUUGCCGAGGUCAACACUCAAGAAGUAAUGCUUAGGAAAGUUAUUACCAUCCAAGACCUGACACUGUGUCUAGAUAAAAUGGAUGCAUCCGGCAAGAUAGAGAUAUAUCAGGAUCCCGUUUUGUAUCGAUGUUCAAUGACAAUCCGAAUGAUUAUAAACUAUCACAAUAACACUUCGAAGAGAGCAUCUAUCACAAGACUUGAUCUUCACUGUGAGAAAAUGGAAUUUAGCAUGACCGAACAACAAGUACCGAUGCUCCUGAGAUUGAGCGCCUUGGUAUUGGCAUUGCAAACGAAGCAAUUUCCACCGAGCAGGGAAAAAUCUUCCAUUACCAUGGACGAUAGAGACGACGUUGCACAAGAUGACACAAAUCAGAUAGUAGGCACUUCCACGGAUGCGGUUGGAUGGGGAGGAUGGGCUUGGGAAAUGGUGUCAUCUGUUCUACCUGUUGACUGGGACAAUAAUUGGUCUGCCGAACAACAAAUGGCAUAUUCUGGUCAUACCAUACAUUUAGGCGUUUAUAUAGACGAUGCUACUUUAACAUUUAAGACUGUCGAGAGUGUCAAAGUGCAGAUAUUUUAUAAAUCUCGAAAACUUAGGUACAAAUCCUUUCUGUCGCUUCAGUUAAACGGAGUUGUGAUAGACACUUUAAUUCAAGGAAUAGCAAUGACGAGUCUCCAAGUUGGAGUAGCAUGUGUUCAGCUUUAUCCGCGAGGGACAUGCAGCUGCGGACAUGUAGAAGUUGCUGACGGUGUGCAGCCGCCUCUUUACGUAACAGCUGGAAACUUAAAUACCGACCAUUUGAAAGAUUCACUGUUUGACAAGGAGGCAGCGGAAAAUAAGGGCAAGAAAAGGGAUUACAAACAAGGAAUAGAUCAACAUUUGACGACGUUUUCGGUUGAAAAAUUAUUAGAAAGAUGUCCGGCGUUUGUGAUGGAUUAUGUUUAUUAUGUGGAAUUGUCCGAUGAAGUGACGCCUGAAAAAUUGCUCGAGCUUGGAUCAAAUUUUGAAUACAGCAAUUUUCCGGAACGCAGAGUGAUAAGAUAUGUAACUGGAGAUCUGACAGUCAGAUUGUGUUCCGGGAUUUUUCAUCGUAUCGAUACCAUCAAACAAGCUGCUGCAAAAUACGAUUACAAUCCCUACCUUGUAAUGAAACCAGAUCCUUUCAUCGAUGAAUUGCCUCCCGUCACAUUGGAGGAAUAUGAAGCGCUCAGGGAAAAUGUAUCAAUGACGGAAACAAAAUUUGUACUAAAAAGGGCAUCGCUGCAAUUACAAUUGGCAGAUCAUUGCGUCACGGGGAUACCACGACAACAUAAAACAAUCGAAACCCGGAUUACGCCAUUAUCUCUAGCUCUUACAGAUGAUCCUUUUGUAAGCAUUGAAUGCGACGAAGCAAUUGCUACCGUAGUACAGCCUAUGUAUCCAUUUAGACUCGUAGCUUGUGCAUCAAAAUUGACAGAGUUGUCACCGGAAAUGUUCACCCAGUGCCAUGCGAUUACCGAUAUACAAGUGACUGGAGUGAAGAGUCAACUCCACUUAACUAAAAUUUGCGACACUUCAAUAGUGAUGCCUUACUCAGUGGAAGCUUCUUCAAAAAUAUUGCUGUAUCCUCAAUAUUGGCGAGACAUAGACAUGAUUCAAAAGUCAUACUCCUUUCAAUCGGAUAGUAUUACUGUCACGGGGACUAAGGCAAAGUUAAUGGCCGCAGCGUCCAUUAUAACUUCUGUUUUCGAUCCUACAAGCACAACGAAUCCACUCACCUGUUCUACCCUUUUUAACGAUGCCUGUCAAGAGAGAUGUCCAGUAUACUUGGAGUUAUACCUGGAAAAUAUAAAUUGCAAGAACGUAUCAUCUUCGGUUACGAUAUCGAAUGAAGUGAAUGUAAAUUCUAUAAAAGUCUUCGCUCUCAGUGAUUCUCAACAAGCCUUUAUUCUUUCGGGUCCAGAAAAUCAUGACAGCAGUGAUGCGGGAAAUGUACCGCUGUUGUCUAUUGUAGUACAGUUUCCUAAAAACAUUGAAACGCAAACACACCCAUCGCUUGUUUCAUUCAAAAUUUCCGAAAUCAGAGCUUCCCUGGACCCACUUUUCUUUGAAUGGCUGGAAUAUCAGGCUACUUAUCACAAGUCGGGAAGUGUGCAUGUAUUGCGUUCAGACAGCCAGCAAUUAGUUACAGAAGGCACAUCGUCCGAUACGGGUACGCGGAAAAAAUUUGCGAGUCUACACGAAAGUGUGCACAGUUCGUCGGACAAAGAGAAAAAGAGAUCAGCUGUGACAGAAAAGUCGAAAACGCUACGAAAUGAUGAAACGCAAAAGAAAAGUGAAUUUAAAACCGAGGGGGAACAACAGAACUUACAGAAAUCGGGACUCUUGGUCAGAUUAGCAGAGUCGUAUUCGUGGUGGUGCAGUCUUGUGCUGAAUGGUUAUAUAGGACACAUUAUCAUUUAUAUACCGUCUAAUACAAUGAGUGGUAUUGGAGCUGAUGGCAUAGAAGAAGCGAAGGACAGAGCCUUAAUAGAAAGUUCAGAUCUACAAAUAAUGAUAAUAAAGUUACCAAGUCUUCUUAUACAUUCGUCUAAUCUAAACGCUGAGAUACUGAGCCCAUAUCUACAGAGUCUCCCUGCUAAACUACCAGAAUCCAUGUGGACACAUAGGAUGCAAAGUUUCCCAUGGACGUUGAGUCUCAUCGAUUUUCACUGUUACACGUUACAACAACACACGCAAAAGAACUUUAUAAAGAAAGUUACGUUAAAUGCUACAGUAGCUCUUACAACUAAGACAGCUGCGACCGAGUCGAAUACACUUACCGCUUUAAGCGUUUGUGUGCAUAUUGAUAAUUCGCCUAUCAUUAUUUCGCUUUCGGAGGACCAGGUUAUUUUUAUGAGCAGCAUAAUUUCAAAUGUCAUGAAAGUACUACAAACUUUAUGCGACUCCCGGAAAGACAAUAUAAUCGUACCACAGAUGAGCAACGAAAUGCAAGUUGUUCUGCCUGCUAUACCUCAAACUCCGUCCACUCCGACUCAAAUAAUAUAUCAGGAAGACACCAAUUCGACCAUGUCUACGUCGAAGGAUGAUCUGGGACAUGAAAAAGAUGGCUUAGUUGUAACGGCCUGGAUUCAGUGGACUAUAACGAAGGUAGCGAUUAAAUUAUACAUUAUGGAGCAAGAAGACACGUCUUCUUUGAAAUUAAUGUUAGAACUGGAAGAUAUUAUAACAUCGUUGGAUUUGCAAUCGGUUUAUAUGCAAUUGAAGAAUAAGAUAACAACAGCUACGAUAUUCCAUUAUAUUAGAGGUCCAUAUGCAUCGAAUUGGGAUGUCGGUGAAUAUGCCGGUUUGGUACUCUGUGGAAGAGAAGAUAGUUUAGAGAAAGGUGAUGAUUCUGGCUUCCUAAGUUUCACACUUACCCGUGCGAAAUCGGGAAAUGUGUAUACACGUUGGGGUACUCACGCGCGUCACAAGCCUCAGAAGAAAGAAUUGCUGCUUGAUUCUACAUUGUCUACGAAAGGCUACAUCUCUGAAAUACUUAUCAAAAUGCAAAUGGUCGAUAUAAUCUUACCAAUUAGUGUAAUUAGCAAAUAUACUCAACUGGUGAAACCUUUUACGUGCCUGGGCUCAUCUAUUGAAAAGAGCGAAUCUAUCCGUAAUAGAAACAUGGCAACGCCAUUAAUUGAUAUAACCAACUUAAACAAUGAAUCGUUGCCGUUGAUACAUUUAGAAUUCAAAGGUUUUCGUCUCAUGAUGCCAACUUCCACUGACACGAGCAAAUUGCAACACGAUUUAUUGAUGCUUCAGUUGGACGGAAUUCGCAUUACGCCGGAUGCGGAAAAUCCGAUUUGUAGGACUCCGUUGCGAACCGACAUAUACCAGUUGGCUGCUCGAGCAAAUAUGUUAAAUGUACCUGGUUCGGCUGUAGAGGAUCGUCAGUAUCAAAUUAGUGUUAAGGGAGUGUGCGCAUAUACCACUACUUGGAAGAAUUAUCAGCUGAGCAUUAAUAAGAGAAUGUCUCAAUCGUACUUGUAUACAAUGAAUGAGAAUCCAGCGUUGGAAUGGAAUAAGCUUGGCAAUGGUAGCAGCCUAGAUCCAUACUUUUCAACAUCUCCAGUAUUAACUAAAUUUGAUCUUUGCUUAAUUAUUGCACCAGCUGUCACAUUUAAAGGAGACACAAUAGUCUGUGGAAGUGCCGUUGAAGUGAAUUGCAUUACAGACAUAGAACUGACAAUAAAUUUAGAUCAAAUUAAAUUAAUAUCGACGCUCAAUAAUGAAUUUAUAACGUUACUGUCUGGAAAUUUCGAGAAGAUGGAUGAGAGACAUAGCUCUAAUUACACGAUUCAGAGAUUUCCUUCGGGAGCUCCAAGCAUUAAACCUAUCAGCUGGUUGAAACAGACGUCAGAUGAUUCAGAUAUCGAUUUCACAAAAGAUAGUGGUGUCGAUUUUGAAAUGUCCAGCAUGCAUUCAACGAUAAUUGGAAGAUCCACGGCUGAAACUAUGGUUCUUCCACCAUUUGAGUUUUUGGUAAACUGUGGAAAGAUAACAUUUAUCCUGUACGAGGUCCAGAGUACAUUCCUCGAUUUAGAGGAUAACGCAGAUAUACACAAAACUGACUGUGAAGAAGAUAACGACAAUGUAAAGCAGCCAUUACUUUACUUGAUGAUCAAUCAACCAAAUGUUUAUUUCUCUCAGCAACAUUUAUCUAAGAAGAUACAAAUAUCCUGUUUCGAUGUGACAACAGCGCUUGGUGAUGCACAAAAUCUGAACGUAAUACCGAGCGAGAAGGAUUUCAAAAUUUAUAUGAUAGAAACGAAGCAUGGUGAUCCACAUCCAGACACGGGUAUCCCGCCUUCUUUCGCGACAAUAAAGUCUGAAAUGAUUCUAUGCAAGAACCGCCAGUUUUUCAUCGAAAUGGGACGACCGACGAAAGUACAUCUCUCUUUAUCUCGGCUCAACCAACUCUAUGACAUACGAAAUAAGGUUUUAUCGUGUUUCAUCGAUGACGACGUUGCGCAAGUACCCGCGGAGAGGGAGACUACGCAUACGGAUUCUCAAAAUUUAGCAGCGCCGACAAGAUCGAGGAAGUUCAGUGUUCCUGAUUUACAUUUAAACACAAGGCAGAUUGUAUUAUCCUUAAAGACUGACACCGGGGCAGAAAUUAUUACCAGUUUGGCAUCGUUAAAUGGAAGUCUAUCGACACUUCUGAGACCAGACAGGAUAUACUCGAAUAUAUCGAUAGAUUCUUUCAUUGUGUCCGCCAUCUUGAAUGGAAAUAUCAAGGUGCUAUUAAAUCCGUGGUGUUGCAACGUAACGACUUGUUUACUCUGGGAGUCUUCGUACAGCAGUGAGAUCACUCCGCAGAUACAAAUACAGGCGGACAGUGAAAGUCUGUAUCUCAAUUUCGGGCCGGAUCAGAUAAAAAUUAUGAAAAUGGUGAUGCGAGAUUGCCAGUUACUGUUAAGCGAGCUCGCCUCGCUGUCUACGGGCGAAAAUAAAAAUGAAAAGCAACUCGCGCUGUCGACCGAACAGCAUUACAAGGACGAUCUGAAGGCUGGUGCGUUCCAGUUCGUCGACGGCACUGCGGACGAGUUGCCUUUUCCUUAUCAAGUGGUGUUCUUUAUUUAUCCUCAGCAAGCAAUGGCUUGGAGAUACCCGCAAUCGCGCAUGUUAACAAGGAUACACAUAUCUCCCGUGCCUUUUGAGGCAGCGGAUGCCGACGGCAAUUAUAUCGACAAAGUUCCCUGCGUUCUCGAGUAUUGGAGCGACAACCACAUGUCGUACCAGCGCUAUGCCGACUUUUACUUAUCGGAAACGGACUCCUACCGACUGGACCUGCCGGAGAAGGCACCGGCGCGGGCGGUGGCCUGCGUGUGGCGCGUAGUCAUUCUGUCCAACGGCAAGCGGCCGCUCUCGAAAAGCAUCGUUUCCGCACGCGCCCUCGCUGCCUGCCUGCGUAUCGACUCCUACUUCAAUCCCUUGUUAAUACCGAACGUACAGAUCGCCUUGAACAUCGGCGUCCUCCACGUGUCCCUCUACAAUCACAUCGACACAAGCGUGUAUAACAACUUGCCGCCACCGCUAGACAAAUAUACCCUGAAUGGAAAGAUUCCCGAGAUACAGUGUUUCAUGUCCGUGGAGCAGAAGGGGGCUAUUCUGGUUUUCAACAAGUGGAUAGACGACUCUAUACUGCUGGACAUCGGCGGCAGCCUGAGCGUGCACGUGUUGGACUACAGUCAUUUGACUAUGCAGGAAGUGCUGGAUGCCCUGGAGGGGAGAUUCCAGCUGUCGUUGUCGGACAAGGUGGACUCGUCGUUAACGUGCAACCCGUUCACGUUGAAACUGGGACCGGCGAUAACUCACACCCUCGCAGUCUCCACUCAUUUGUGGCUGGCGUCUUUCGACGAGGAGGAGAAGAGCGUGGUCGUCCUGACGCGUUACGUGAUAGCCAACGACAGCAAUAUAUCGAUACGCUUCGGCCAAAGCGGCACUGGAGAUAGCAUACUUCUCGAGAGCAGGCAGUGUAACUUUUAUUCCUGGCGGCAGAUCGGCAAUCAGACGAUACGGAUAUCGAUCGAGGAGAAUGCCUGGGUGUGGAGCCGGCCCUUUCCCGUUAACAAGGACGGGAUCCAGGUGAUAGAGUUCAACAAUUCGAUGAUCAGCACGGCGGUCUUCGUGAACGUCACGCCGCUCUCCGCCACGCAGAAGCUCGUAACGUUCUCGGGGCAGCUCGUGAUCUCCAAUCAGUUAACGGAUAACUUCGAGAUGAGGCUGGUAAAAUACGAGGAGGAAGUUGGCUCUAAGGUAACAGUCUCCAAGGAGGUGUAUCCUAUACCAGGCAAAAGCUUUCCGUCCACUAUUAUGCUCGAAAACAACAAGAAGAUGGCUAUACGGUUACGCUUCACCAACUUGACGCAUUUGUCCUGGACCGGGGACAUUCCGUUGCAGCCCAAUAUCAAAUGGGGCCAGCCGUGGCUGGUCAAAGUGCCUCUUCAAGAGCGCGGGCAGUUUUUGAGUAUCUGGGUACGGAUUGUGACGCAGACGAUACAAGACAAAAUGAAGAUUCUCGCGGUACUGAGUCCCCUCUACAUGAUCAAGUCGCACCUACCGGUGCCGGCCAGAGUGCAGAUGGAAACGCCGUCUCUCAAGACGUCGUCCAGCACGAUGGUGAACGGUCGUGGCGAGUGUCAGCAGCUGUACUGCCCCGGCACGUUCGAGCACUUCCACCAGCUGACGUUUCAACUGGAGUCCGGGGUCUCCGCGUCGAAUCCCUACGUGCCGCUCUCGUACAGCUCCGUGGAUCAACGGAAAUUCUUCCGCAGACCCGAGGUCGAGGACAUCGAUAAGCUUCUGCACGAGCUCAAGGACAGGAAGGACGAGGUGAAGUGGCCCUUCCAGGGGGACGACACCGAGGAGUGGAUAUCCGCGGAACAGCCGCAGACGCACGUGCAAGUGAGAUACCAGGACGCGGGACUGGUCUCCAGCACGCUGCUGCUGGAACUGCAGCCCUGGUGCUUCGUGAUGAACUCGCUGGGCUGCCACGUCUCGCUGGUGUCGGAGGACACGGAGCUCUGUCAGAUCCCCCACUACGGCAUAGUCACGCCGCCCAAGUUGGAGAGCACCUUUCACGUGGGCGUCGGGAUCGGCGACACCUACUACACGUCUCAGACGCUGCAGCUGGCGCGGCCCGACUGGAGCCAGAGCUUCUACAUGCCCCGCAUCUGCGGCCUCGUGCCGGUGGAGGGGAACAUCAAGACGUCCGUGGACUGCGGCGCGAGCGUGUCCAUCCUGAACGUCGGCUCGUCCAUGCACCAGGACAUGCGCCUGGUGCGGAUCGCGAGCAGCCACGUGAUCGCGAAUCUGACGCCCCGUGAACUGUGCGUGGCCACGCUCGCGGUGCACGAGGAAGCGCGGGAUCUGCAACUCCCCCACGACCUCACUCCCUGCAGCCUGAAUAUCUCGCCGUCCGAGGAUCAGAGGCAGGGCACGCCGAUCGUGCAGUGGUACACCCUGCACACGGAGAGCAACGCCGAGCCGCUCGUGCUGUACGUAUCCCUCAGCCUCGGCCACAGGUGGUCCUGUCCGAUCAGAGUGGAUCAGGCCAUGAGUCGCAGGUCCGUCGUGAUACCGAACGGUUCCUCCACCGUGCCGGUCAUCGUGACGACGCAGGAGGACAAGGGCAGCACGUUCGUCGUGAUACACAGCGACGACCAUCCGCAGCUGUCGAUCGAGAACGCCUGCGGCUUCAAGAUCCUGCUGGGGCAGGCCGACGAAAGAGGGAACGAGAUAUUGCCGGACAGCGCUCACUUCGCAUGGAUAUGCGAGGUCGACAGCGGAGCAACGUCCCACUACUCCCUUCCCUGCGUCAGUAACAGACUACCCGACACCGCGGUCCCAAGCGCGUCGAACGUGCUGCUGUUCUCCACCGUGCAGAACGAUCAGGUGGCGGAGAAAGCGAAUCUAAGGUGGUCGAGAGGCGUAAAUCUGUCCGCGUUGUCGUCCACGCCGAUAGAUCAGUACCUACGGCUACCCUUGUACGGCGACGUCAAGCUCAUAAUGCACAAUCGCUGCUACACCACUCACAUAAGCAUCGUGCCCAUCUCGCAAAUUGAGAUCUCCGCUCAAGACAUCAGGAGCAGAUUGCUGCGAAAGAAGAGCGCUGCGAGAGAUCACGACACCGUGUACAAUAAUCCUCCUCAACUGAGGAGAUCGGAGGAGGAUAAGCUACUGUCGUACGUGCAAAGUUCGAGCAGCUCGACGUCGCUGACGAGCUUCUUCUCGGCCCAGGAGGAUAUCCUGGCGGCGGAACAGACGCUCGGCUCGAGCGCGAAGCAAUUGAUUCCGAAGAUGGCGGACACAAAAACUUGCACCGACGAGGAUCGUUUCAAGUCCCCCGGCGAUUCGACUAAUUCGAGGGAGGGCUCCGUCAUUGUUUACCUCCGUGCGUGUACCAUUGUCAUCCUUCACGACGUCAAUGAAAACGCACAAAGAAUCGAAGUCGCGAGCCUGUCCAUGACAGAUUUGGUCGUCACCGUAAAUUCUAAGGCCAGAUUUAUCAACCUCUAUUGCUACAUAGGCGACUUGCAGUUGGACAAUCAAUUGUUCGAUCAAGGAGGCUUCGACUUCCCCGUGGUGUUGAUAAAUCAGAAUCCGUUGCCCAACAGGGAGAUAGCGUUUUAUAGCAAUAACUGUUUGACGACGAAUAUGGAGAGGAUCAAGCAAGAUUCUUUGAUAGCCAUCGAAUACAUCUGGGAAAUAAACGGGAAUAUGAUAGCGUCAAAGGAAUAUCGCAUGAAAAUCGCGCCCAUUAGCGCGUAUAUCGAGGACACGUAUAUAACGCAACUAUUGGAUUACGCGACUUCGAUGAUACCGUCGCGAUUGGUGCUGGGUGACGGUCUUAAGAAGAUGCAAACGAUAGCUGCCUCGAACGCAAUGUACAUACCGGACUACAUCAUGAUCGAUUCGAAAAUCUUAAGCAAACCGCUGAGACUGCAGAACUUUGUGAUAGAACCGCUGUCGAUCUUGUUAAGUGUUCACACUUCUAUGCGACUCUACGUCGCGUUGGAUCACUCCCCGCUGUAUUUCGGCACCUUCGAGAGGAAGAACCUGCUGACCACUCCUUACAGACUUGGCAAUGCACUCACGAUGCACUAUUUAUCCGGCGCCAUAUUCGGAGCAGGCUGGGUAGUCGGAUCACUGGAGAUACUUGGGUCGCCAGGAGGUUUGGCGCAGGCGCUUGGAUCUGGCCUGAGAGAUUUUGUCUCAAUGCCAUUCCAAGGACUGCUGCAGGGUCCGUGGGGUUUUAUCGUUGGAAUUACACACGGGUCAGCCAGUCUGAUGAAGCACGUCACCGCAGGUACCGUAAAUUCCGUAACGAAGCUGGCGUCCAGCGUCGCGCGGAACUUGGAUCGUUUAACGUUGGACGAGGAACACCUUCAGCGGCAAGAGGAGUCGCGCAGAAUGCGCCCUCAAGGCAUGGCGCAGGGACUCUACCAAGGCUUAACUGGUCUUGGAAUGAGUCUGCUUGCGGCCGUGGCGGGCUUGGCGCAUCAUCCGUUGCAGCAAGUGUGGUCGGGUGAGGCGACGACCAAAAGUCUAGUCACCGGAGUCGGUCUCGGUUUAGUCGGCGUCGUCACCAAGCCGUUGAGCGGUGCCGCUGAGCUGGUUGCUCUCACGGGUCAAGGUUUGUUGCAAGGAGCCGGAUGGAACUCGCUGCCUACGCCACGUCAAAGGCCAAUCGUUCAGUACACCACUGGCAAUAACAGCACAUCCGUGCGGUACACCUGGCGCCUGUCGCCUCUACUGGAUCACAGUCACGACAGCAUCCUUCAUGUGACCAGCGCGGACUACGUGAUUCAUCAGGGCAGCAAUCGCGCGGUGACGCUCGUUCUCACGCGGCAGGCUUUAUUACUCGUCAACAUGGCAGAGGACAGCGUAGAACGAAUAUUUUCGCUGAAGGAACUGACGAGCGUCGAUCACAUCACGGAUUCAACAAUGCUAUGUCUCUACUGUCCACCGACCGCUAUUCAAUUGAGCAGGCCACUAUCACCGGCUGAGCACGAGAUGAACCAAGAAAUGAGGGCGCGAGUUGAGGAAUACGUGCGGACGAGCAGUACUGGUUUGGCCAGUGUGUCGACCAAUAGCGACAGACAGUCCGACAUCUUCGAGAGAGCGUCCCCGCAUCCCGAGCAUACGCUUACGUUUUACGUCUGCCCGGACACUCGCAAUUAUUUAUUAUCACUGUUCAACAUUGCCAAGCGACAAAAUCAAUGCUCUGGUUUCGCCGUUUUGUAAUCAAAUUUCCAGACGAUUGUAAUAAUGUGUGAUAACUGAGAAAAUAUUCCAAAUAUUACGUACGUCAGUGUUCAAAAGCGCAUUCAAAUUCGAUAUGCCUUUUAAAUAUUGAAGAUGAUGAUACAUUUACAUGCUUUUUGGAACGACAUUCUAAAGCUACGUGCAAACAGUAUUAUAAUUAAAAAGAUGAAUAGAAGAAAGUAAUUUCACAAAUUCUCGAGUCAACAUAAGACUCGGAGUUUCCAAAAUGUUUAUAAUCGAAUGCCUGUCUCUACUUUUACUCAAAUACAUUGCACAAAAUUGUCGCUUCUGUUUUAUGUAUAAAGUAUACAUUAUGAGUUUAGAAUGUAUAAAUUUAUUAUAAAAUCUAGUGUACAGUAAGCUGAGAAAGGUAUAUGAAUUCUGUAAAGUAUUUAUAAUAACGUUGCUUACUUUAAAAAAUCGUGCAAAAACGUACAAAUUAAAAAACAAUACAUAAACUUAAUUUCUAAGUUAUCACGUCCCACAUAUUUAUAUAUGUAAGAGAUAAAAAAUAAACUUUUAUAUGUAUUAUUUACACACACAAUUGCAACACAACUUUACAUGAAUAUAAGUUAUGUUGUAUGUGCCAAAAUGUAUCGCGAGCAAUUCUACUAUCACUGGAAAACUAUCGUGUAAUAUUGAUCUAACGAUUUCAGUGUGUUACAAUAAUAUAUUUUGCAUACUGUGGACAAAAUCUGGCAGGUAAUAAAUGCUAAAAGAUUUAAUCAU